UUCAUCCCAUUUUGUAUCUCUCGCUCUCUGUUUCUCGAUCCUAAACGAGUUACCUUUCUUCUCAUCAAUACCCUGCGAUGGAGAAUUUAAUCCUUAAACAAGCUCUUAUCAUGCUCCUAAUAAUAUUUUCAUCACCAAUCUUGAGUACUCAAGCCCGAAUCCUCCAUGCAGAUAGAGUUGCAAACAUGGGCAUUAUAAAUAGUCAGGUUCUCCUACGUGAGCUCGGGUUUGAUCUCUCCAAGUUCAAAGGAUAUAAUGAAAGGAGGUUUUUAGUAGAUUCGGAAAGGGUUUCACCGGGAGGACCUGACCCGCAACAUCAUUGAAUGAUCUAUACGGAUAUUUUACUUGACCGGAGAUUCAAGCACAAUAAUUGUGACUGAUCCAUGCAGGUCAUUUAAUAUCGCCAUAUAUAUGCUUUUCUUCUCUCGUUUUCCCCUUCAUAAAUCUUACGUACAAUUUUGUUGUAUCAAGGUUUUGGUGUUCUUGUACCUCCUUGUCUUAAUACAUUAAACUUUUUCUCUGUAUGUUUUCGUGUGUCUCCAAUGAGUUACCUUUUAUGUAACAGCAAUUGGCUUAUACAUAAUA
This is a messenger RNA of Brassica oleracea var. oleracea, 585 nucleotides long. RefSeq names its product CLAVATA3/ESR (CLE)-related protein 6-like. The coding region runs from base 78 to 323 and encodes 81 amino acids. The record is from RefSeq and is a predicted model, not a curated record. Lineage: Eukaryota; Viridiplantae; Streptophyta; Magnoliopsida; Brassicales; Brassicaceae. The transcript has a single exon.